AUGAAUCGAUCAUUGCUCCGUGCGGCUUCACGUCGCCUCCAGUCGGCAAGCCACGUGCACAAUGCACCAACAGCUUCACUCAAUGCGUCGGUGCGUGGUUUCGCGACCGCCUUCAAUUGGGAAGAUCCUCUGGCUGCAUCGGAGCUGUAUACGGAGGAGGAAUUGGCGAUUCAAGACACGGCGCGACAGUAUUGCCAGGAACGCUUGUUACCCCGGGUUCUCGAUGCUUAUCGAAACGAGAACUAUGAUCGCAAAAUACUAGAAGAAAUGGGCGAACUGGGCCUUCUUGGCGCCAGCAUUGAGGGUUAUGGUUGUGCAGGUGCCAGCACUGUUGCAUCGGGUCUGAUCACUAAGGAGGUUGAACGAGUGGAUUCCGGAUACCGAUCAGGGAUGUCUGUGCAGAGCUCGCUAGCGAUGACGGCCAUCUACGAGUUUGGAUCCCAGGAGCUAAAGGAUAGAUUUCUGCCAGGGCUAGCCAAGGGAAAGAUUGCGGGUUGUUUUGGUCUCACGGAACCUAACCAUGGCUCGGACCCUGGUUCUAUGGAAACAGUUGCGCGAGAGCAUCCUACUAAAAAGGGCUAUUAUUCGCUCUCCGGCACGAAGACUUGGAUUACUAACUCCCCCAUCUCCGACAUUUUGAUAGUAUGGGCCAAGCUGGAGAGCACAGGCAAGAUCCGCGGGUUUGUGGUGGAACGUGACCAAUGCCCUCCCGGCACCUUGGAGACUCCGGCCAUCAAAAAUAAGACCGCCUUACGGGCGUCUAUCACCGGUAUGAUUCAAAUGGAUGACUGUCCGGUUCCAAAGGAGAAUAUGUUCCCCGAUGUUGAAGGCCUCACUGGACCUUUCACCUGUCUUAACAGUGCCCGACUAGGUAUCGCCUUUGGUGCCAUGGGGGCUCUUGAAGACUGCCUUAGCCGUGCCCGGACCUAUGCCUUAGAGCGGAAGCAAUUCAAGGGCAACCCACUGGCGAAGUAUCAAUUAAUCCAGAAGAAGUUGGCGGAUGCUGCCACAGAUGCUGCUUAUGGAACGCUAGCAGCAACCCAGGUUGCUAGGCUCAAGGACGAAGGCAAAUCUACCCCUGAAAUGAUCUCCAUGAUUAAAAGACAAAACUGUGACCGGGCCCUGGCCAACUCUCGGAUACUUCAAGAAGUCUUCGGCGGAAAUGCGACCAGCGACGAAUACCAUAUCGGCCGGCACGUAGCCAACCUGUUUGUAGUGCAGACAUACGAAGGACAGAGCGACAUUCACUCAUUGAUUCUGGGGCGCGCCAUCACUGGAGUCCAGGCGUUUGUUUAG
Messenger RNA from Aspergillus oryzae RIB40, 1296 nucleotides. Its product is annotated as acyl-CoA dehydrogenase. Gene Ontology annotation, biological process: fatty-acyl-CoA biosynthetic process; fatty acid beta-oxidation using acyl-CoA dehydrogenase. Gene Ontology annotation, cellular component: mitochondrial inner membrane. The record is from RefSeq and is a predicted model, not a curated record. NCBI's taxonomy places the organism in Eukaryota, Fungi, Ascomycota, Eurotiomycetes, Eurotiales, Aspergillaceae. The transcript is spliced from 4 exons. Bases 1 to 1296 code for a protein of 431 amino acids. Gene Ontology annotation, molecular function: flavin adenine dinucleotide binding; fatty-acyl-CoA binding; glutaryl-CoA dehydrogenase activity.